Messenger RNA from Leptidea sinapis, 1443 nucleotides. RefSeq lists its product as uncharacterized. The coding region runs from base 32 to 733 and encodes 233 amino acids. The transcript has 3 exons. NCBI's taxonomy places the organism in Eukaryota, Metazoa, Arthropoda, Insecta, Lepidoptera, Pieridae. The record is from RefSeq and is a predicted model, not a curated record.
CGCGCCGCGCCGCUCAACGAACGCAAACAAAAUGGCGCACCACGAAUCGAACAUUGUUUUCCCACAACGAGUGCAAAGACGAUUCAUUCAAUUGUACAAAGAGCUGCCUUGCCUAUGGGAUAGGAAAUGUUUGACUUACAAACACAAGGGGUCUCGUCAGCAAGCAGUGGAUCGUUUAACAGAAUUAGUUCAGGAAUACGAUAAAAGUGCAACGCGUGUUCAUGUGCUGCGGAAGAUUGAGAGCUUGCGAGCUUGUAUGAGACGGGAAUACAAAAAGGUUAUAAAUAGCGGUAGAAAAGCCAACGGUGAACAUGUGCACGUUCCUAAUCUGUGGUACUAUAAGCAAUUAUCCUUUGUCUUCGGCGAUUCUGUUGCAAAGCAUGAGAUGCCAGAACCGGAAAACGAACCAGAAGAGGAAGAAAUGGACAGAAUAGAAUUCAUAACAGACGAUUCCUAUGAGAAUCAUGAAGUGGAUUCUUACUCGGAGCUGAGGAGUAGUGACGAAAUUCAUUCUCCGUCGCAGAAGUUCAAUGAUGAUAAAGGGAAGAGACUUUGUACUGAAGUGGAAGAUGAAUAUGAUGCGAUAGGGGUGAACGUGGCAGCCAAGCUUCGUGGUCUUCGGCCAGAAAUGAGGAUCCUGGCGGAAAAACUCAUAAACGACGUCCUAUUUCAAGCUCAAAUGAAUGGUCUUAAUUCGUCUACGUCCUUACGCAAUCAGGACUCUCUUAAGUGAUGCUAUUUUGCUAAAGAAGUAUUAUGUUAUAGACAUGCAUAAAGAUUUUGAGCGCGAAAUAGGAAACGCAAGAAGACUAUUCGAACCCGAUGGGACUAUUAAAGAAAUAAUUUACGUGGAAAAGCCACCGUUAUUAGUGUAAUAUACAUAAUGUAAGAUCUUUAUAAAUGAUUAACGGCCGUUCCCAAUAAUCAAUCUAUCUCUUGCUUGAGAUAAAAAAUGGUAACUAUCGUUGACUUUUCUGUCCCAAUAAACUUAUCGACGGUAACUCACGUUAUCUUUUAUUGGGCAGCUUCAGCUUCAGAUUAUUGACAGCUAGAAGGUAGUGAUUUAUCUCUAUCUGUAAAUAGUAUAUUGGGAACGGCCGUAAGACGCGUAAACUUGUAACUGAAUUUUUACAUUCGCUAACCCUAGAAUGGCGUUUCAAAUAGUCGUAUAAUCAAGGUCAUACGUAAAUUUGAUAUUUGAUUUCCUAUUCUAAUAUAAUGGAUAUUGUUGGAAAUUAUUAUUAAUGCUAUAACCAAAGUAACAGACACCACUCGCGACCUUGCUGCGUUCAUAUUGAUUGUAGAUUGAAAUAAAAAGGUUGAUGGUGAUUGAUGUUGAUGUUAGAUGCAGACUUCUGAUGAUGAUGAUGUAUUUUGAAAGCAUUUGAAGAAAAAACUUUCGAGUUUAAGAUGCACUGAAAAUUAAAUUAUUUUCAAAAGUAA